GUAAACACAGAACCUUUUUGAUAUGAGAAGUUUCUGCUAGAAUUCACAUUUCUUUAUCAAAAAAGAAGUAAGCAUAAUUUACAAAACUGUUUUACAUGAAAAUAUAAAUCAGUUUUUUUGCUCUGUUAAAACAAAUAAAAAUGCGAGCAACAAAAUGAACAUAUCAAAUGAUGACAAAGUCAGUAAACCUGCUGUUUAUCACUGCGUAAAAUGCAAAAACCACUGCCCAAACCCUCUAAAGCUGCCAUCAUGCGGACAUAUUAUAUGCGGCCCAAUUGGAGAAAAAAAUGCCACAUGUUGUGCUGUGAUUCUGUUGAAAACGGUGAAUACUGCUAAGUGUCCUAAAUGCCCAAAUAAGUUAGCCAAAUCCACGAAAUUGGAAGAUUUGGAACCAGUCAUAAAGCCUCAGGUUUCAUCCGGAAAAGGAAGCACGGCAGAAAUACAGCCAAAGAAUCAAGGGGCAAGCGACGAAUUUGAAGCGACUGCGAGUUCUUCACCACCUCCGCCCAAACCUACCCGAGAAAAAACUGAAUUCACUACAGACAUACGCGAUGACUGCAGGAUGAAAAUUAUAGUAAUCGGAGAAACUGGCACAGGAAAAAGUACAUUCUGCAACAUACUAGCGGGUGAAGAACACGAUUCGCAUCUAUUCCCGACAUCUGCGGCGUCUACCUCGUGCACCCAAGUAACACGUUUCGCGCAAUCGUUUUUCAUGGGCGACCAAGGUAAACCCAUCGAUAUCAUCGACACCAUAGGGUUCAAUGAUCCGACGAACGAAAAUGACGCUUUCAUAAUUGCGGACUUAGUUGCGAAACUCAACAAGAAUUGUGAUUACAUCAAUGUUGUCGCAAUUAUACUGAAUGGCACAAGGGCGAGAUUCGAGAGAUCACUGAUAGGAAUGUUGCGCAUAUUUCAUGAAAUGUUUAAUAAGGAUACAUUUUGGCAUCAUGUAAUUUUAAUUUUCACACACAUGGGUAUGGACAAAGACAGUGUGGACAAAAGAAAAAACGCGAACAAAGGAAACUCGGACGAUGAGCGGUUGGAGGAUUACAUUGGGGUGCUCGCAGAACAAUUUUCCAAUGCCAAAGGAGCCAGCUACCUCACAAUUGACUGUCUCUGGAACAAAGAUAAUGCUGAUGAAAAAGAGGCGUUUGUCAAUUCUAUGAACGAACUCUGGGAUCGAAUCCAAAAAGCAAAACGACUUACAACCAAAAAUGUUACAGAAGUAGAAAUUUCAAAUGAGAAACUACAAAAAAUGAUAGCCGAGGAAGUGGGGAAACUGGAAGAACAGAUGCAAAAAAAGGAUAAAGAGCAUGCUGCAGAAUUAAAAGAAAUAAAAGAAACGCUCAGAAUGGAGAUGGUUGUUCUUCUGAAGAUUCAGAUAAAAUGA
Molecule: messenger RNA, 1390 nt
Organism: Symsagittifera roscoffensis
Lineage: Eukaryota; Metazoa; Xenacoelomorpha; Acoela; Convolutidae
Product: GTPase IMAP family member 9-like
Exons: 5
Coding region: 155-1390 (411 amino acids)
Molecular function (GO): GTP binding
Source: RefSeq, a predicted model, not a curated record